UCUGUUAAACCACGUGCGUGUUUCUGUAAAUCAGAGCUUCAUCUUUCACGUGGAAACUCACCCGAACGUCACCUGGUUCACACAAUGCGUCACUUACAACAGCUUUCCUUCACCCUCCUACGAACUGGCCUACAACAUCUUCAACUUCAUCAUGGUCUACGCCCUGCCGCUCCUCGUCAUCGUCACGUCAUACAUGCUGAUCCUCGUGCAGAUCACGCGCAACAUGCGGAACGUCACGGGCAGCCCACCUGAGAUCGUCCACGUGACACGGGACGGGGCCGUCAGGACGCGCCUCAUCGUCCGGUCGUCUGCUCCCUGGAGACUCUGCAAGGCCAAGAUGCGAACUUUAAAAAUGACCCUUGUGAUAGUGAGCGUCUUCAUUAUCUGUUGGACACCUUACUUCUUCAUCUUGUCCUUGCACUGGUUCCACAAGGACUGGACACAGGAAAAACUCGACCACAAAGUCCAAAGAGCGCUGUUCAUCUUCGCAGUUUCAAACUCUUGCUUCGACCCUGCAAUAUAUGGAAUGUUCACGGCCACCUUCAGAAGGGAAGCUUCGAAGUGGGCGGAAUACAUGUACAAACAGUGUUUCCGGAGCAAGGUCUGACUAACGAAGGAAGAGAAAGCAGCGUGGGGGUAGAGAUGGGGGUAGGGGUGGGGAAACCUUCAAAAUGUUGUACCUCAACCUCAGACGUCUGCGAAGUGACCGCCGCCAAACUGAGGAGCCCUUCAGCUGCAUCUACAAGUUUCAGUCAGCUCACUAAUCAUCUCAGUGCACACAGCCACCAUUUGUCUCUUUCUGCCUUACUUGUACUUUCUUUCUAUCUUUUUUUUUCAUUUAGAGCCCAAGCUUCAACUUGUUAAAGGUCUACUAGGAUGCAAUUGUUUCCAAUAAUCCCAUAUUUCUGCUUAACCCUCAUUUUAUGUUUUUGUUCAUUGCUCCAAGCCUUUGCUAUUAUCUUGACAAUAUCUUAAUUGUAGUCACCCCAUCUGCUGCUGUGCACAGGAUGUGACCUCUGAACUACUGAGAGUCUACUUCCGGUCAAACAUACUACUUUAAAACAACGUCUCGAAUGUGAAGAAAAAGUGACUGAAGAACUUUUAGGAAAACCGAGACAGAGAAUAUGGGAAAGUCAAAGGUUAUUCUGCUUGACUACACUAGGAAACCUGCAUUCCUUCCUACUGAAGUAAUAUUUUAUCUCUGUCUAGACUGGAUGGGGGCGGUUGAUGGGACACGUGACAGAAGUCCUGUGUGAUUGGAGGAAAGACUCCUAGACAAAUCUUAGUCUGGCGACAUAAAGACAUAUGACAAGACAGGACAAUCACAAUACUUUAUCAUUCUUGCGGAAAUUAUUCCUCCUUGCUGUACAUCAUCUGUCGCUAAAGAAGGACUGGUCAGCAAAGGCUGAUGGCUUUUAACAAAUUGUACAAACACAACAGGAAAGCAAUACAGUAAAUCGAAUAUUAGAAAUAGUUUUCUUUGUUGCUUAAAUAAUCUACGUACACAAAAAUUUGUCUCACUUCUGAGCUUAUGUUCCUUGUUAAUGUUAUGGAUAACGAUGAAGACGAAGAUCGUAUUCCUAAAAGUGCUUGUCGAAUGAUUUGUGGUAAACUUCGGAAUUUUUUGUCUAAAUUUUUGUAUGAAAAUAUUUCACUGCAGAUUGUAACCUCCUUCUCCCGUUCCUUGAUUGUAGUCUAACUUCUUGUAUCUUAGUUUGCUGCAGUCCUUCGCUAUGUACCUGUAGGGUGUCAGACGAGAACCACUUUGCCAACGAUUGUUACCCCAUCUUUGCCGUCUUUGCCAAACAUCACUACCUGGAAAGAAGCUCUUGCUCAUGCGCCAAGACUACCAAAAGGAUGUUUCCUAUUCUCGAAGACUCAGGAGGACCAGUCCACUCUUUCACUUUCGUGUCAAUCCUUCCUCUGGACAAAGCAAUUUCGACUUGCUUCUAAGGUCUCUUAAAGAACAGCCUCGACAGAGUGUGGGUCGUGCCGGGUCAUUGGGUCAAACCAGACCAGCUUACUUCCAUUGACCUAUUGGGUUUGUUGGUGUUCUUCUAGAGUAGCUACCGUACUUCGUCAUCGUUUUUAUGUGUUCUGUGUUAUGAGAUCCGGAGCAGCCUCCUCAUCCGCUUGUUCUCGAAUUUCUGGUUUCUCCUUUCAGUACGGGCAAGUAGGCUCCACGUGACACAUCUGUAAAGUGAGGUUGGACAGAGGGACUUCUACAGAUUAUUCUUCUGUAAACCUGAUGUUAUGACUGCGGCAGGUCUUGUUCAACCUAGUCAUUUCCGCUGUUGUUGUCCUGUAUUCUUAAUUAAUUUGUAUUCGGAUAGACCCUUAUCUCCACUCUUUAAAAACCGUUUUGAUGCAUCUGCCAGAAAAUGAUUGAAAGAACCCACACAUAUCUAAAUACACACAUUUCCUUCACCAUGUGCAAUGUGAUAUAUAUGACAAAGGUUUUCAGCAAACACAGACACACCGAGGUUCUUGAUCUUCUACAGUGAACAGUGCUGCUUCCCUUUUCCCCCUGUACCCGGCCUGCAACCUUCCCCACCCGUUUCUCAGUCCUGUAGAGCGCGUGUUCGCGCAGACCAGUGGUUACCUGUGACGACCCACUCUUCUCUCUUUGUUUAUUAUGCUGUUUGUUAUCCCGAUCACGUGACUGCAUGCAGCUGCGAUAACCAGCAACAUUCCACCUAAACACGAAGCCUGGAAGAGGACGACGAAAUGAGAAGAUAUGAAGAGAAGACAAAAGCAUCUCACUAAAAGAAGAGUUUGAAAACAGAUUGUGAUGAGUUCAAACAAUUGCACAAAGAUGAAAAGGUUAUGGGAGUAUAACAGCCCCAACAAUGUUCUGUUCUGUCAGUUAUCUGUUUUAUUUAGGAUUUAUUAAUGGGAGAUUGUGAGGGGGAGAGGGUGUGGGUGUCUUUAAUUUGCCCUCGUCAUGACAGACCUUUGAAGUCGAUUGUAUAUAAGGGAAAUAUGUUUGUGUGAAACUGCUGGUGUGUCCGACACCACAAAUAGUUCCUGCAGUGUCGCAUUCAUUCAAGUGUGACGCGCAUGCGCACAAUUAAAAUUGUUUUUCACACACACACACACACACAAAUAACUCCGAUGUAUAUAGUAAACACUGUAAAUGUUCAACUGUUUGGAAGGUUUUUCAUCUAACCCUGACUGCUGUAAGCUCCUUAUAUUGAGGAGCGGCGACUACUUUUCACUAAACACACCAAUAAAGGCCUUGCUCACUAUGUUAAUCUCUUGGACUGAGCGGUCUGUCAUGCUAUUGUUGUUACUGCUGUUGACAGAUCUUAUGCCAAUAAAACUGUC
Messenger RNA from Pomacea canaliculata, 3327 nucleotides. Its product is annotated as gonadotropin-releasing hormone II receptor-like. Gene Ontology annotation, molecular function: peptide binding; vasopressin receptor activity. The record is from RefSeq and is a predicted model, not a curated record. The coding region runs from base 152 to 607 and encodes 151 amino acids. The transcript has 5 exons. Lineage: Eukaryota; Metazoa; Mollusca; Gastropoda; Architaenioglossa; Ampullariidae. Gene Ontology annotation, cellular component: membrane. Gene Ontology annotation, biological process: G protein-coupled receptor signaling pathway.